AUGGAUAUUGCACAAUCAAUUCAACAAUUAAAUUGUAAUUAUGAUGUCCUAGUUUCACUAUCAGAUAAUUAUAGUAAUUUAAUUAAAGAUGAUGAUAUUACAAUUCAAAAUCUCAUUGAUCAAUUAAAAAGAUUAACCCAAGAUAAUUAUGAAACUGAAGAAAGACUCCAAGAAACAAGAAAUCGAUUGGGAGAUGUUGAAAAAAAAGAAUCUGGUUUACAAAGUGAACUUAAUGAUUUAAGAAAUGAUAUCAAUUCAAUGAACCAGGAAAUUGAAGAUGAUAAAAGAAAAAUCCAAGAACAAAUGCCAAAAUUAGAUGUUCAAACUAUCUUAUCACAUAUUUUCAAUCCAAUUGGAUCAGCAAUCAAUGAUUCAAUAAGAUUUUUCACCAAUAACAUUAAAGAGUUAUCCUCAAAAAUUGAUUAUAAUAAUCAACAAAUCACUCAAAAACAAACAGAAGUUGAUGAUUUACAACCACAAUUGGAUAGUUUUAGAAGUCAAGAAAGUCAAUUAACAAGUAAAAUUAGUUUAUUAAAAGCUCAAGAACAAUUAUUGGAUGAAAGCAUUAAAAAAUGUGGUAUAGAAAAAACAAGAAUUGAAAAUGAUAAAUUAUCUAUUGAACAAAUGAAAACUAAAUGUAUGCUUUUGAUAGAUAGAUGUAAAGAUGAAAAGGAUUUAAUUGAUGAAGGUGUUUUUUUAAAAAAAGAAAUUGAUGAAUUUAAUAAUGAUUUCCAAAAUUUCUUAAAAACUUUAUAG
This is a messenger RNA of Dictyostelium discoideum AX4, 756 nucleotides long. RefSeq lists its product as hypothetical. The record is from RefSeq and is a predicted model, not a curated record. Lineage: Eukaryota; Evosea; Eumycetozoa; Dictyosteliales; Dictyosteliaceae. The coding region runs from base 1 to 756 and encodes 251 amino acids. The transcript has a single exon.